This is a messenger RNA of Bombina bombina (fire-bellied toad), 3299 nucleotides long. RefSeq names its product outer dynein arm docking complex subunit 2 (gene ODAD2). The transcript is spliced from 19 exons. The coding region runs from base 1 to 3183 and encodes 1060 amino acids. Gene Ontology annotation, molecular function: protein binding. Lineage: Eukaryota; Metazoa; Chordata; Amphibia; Anura; Bombinatoridae. The record is from RefSeq and is a predicted model, not a curated record.
AUGGGAGUGGCCCUUACAAGAGCAGUUCAGUGGACAACCGAUGACUCUGGAACUGCAAAAUUAGAAAUAACACCUCUGAAUGAAUCUAUUCUAAGUGACAUUAUAAAGUAUGUGGAGGCUUUCAGCUCCAGGUAUCCAGAAACAGCAAACUUUGUCUUCACAGAACCUCUGAGAUGGAAAACUGAGUUAGAAUCAUCAGCCUUUGGAUCUGAUUAUGAGAUUAGUGACACAGAUGUGAAAUCCAAAGAAACAGACAAAGAUGGGAAUCCAUUACUUCAUUUGUCGUCAUCUACUAUAAAUGUUUACAGCUUUGAUCAGUUAUCACAACUUCUACAUGUUUCAAAAGAUAACAAAAUGAAAGAAGCACAGGCUUGCUUGGAAGCAAACAAAGACCCUAUAGCGUGUAUUCUGGGUCCAGAUUUUGCUAAUGUUGGAGGAGAAGACCAGUCUAUGCUACACUUAGUGGAUAAAAUGCAACAAAAUGGAGGUCACAAUGCACAAAUUAAAAUGAAGAUUUUUCUUCUACUCCAGCAACUCGAUAUGCAGCUGCUCAAUAGCUCUUUAAAACAUUUUUCACAGGAGAUGGAUGAAACACCUACCAAAGUUAAAAAUGAUAUUGAUUGGUUAAGACGGAUCUGCAGCAAUACAGAAACAUCAGUUUUGAAAUCAAUAGAAUAUACAUCAGAUUAUGAGUUCUCAAAUGGCUGCCGUGCUCCACCAUGGAGACAAGUUAAGGGAGAAAUUUGCUACUUAUUGGUUACACCUCAUGACAAUGAACCAUUCUGUGUAACAUGCAGCACGGCAGGAGUAUUUGUAAAUGAAGGCAAAGAGAAGGACAAGGAUGAAAUCAACUAUGAAAGAAAAGGUGAAAUAUAUAAAGAUCUUAUAACACUCUUAAAGAAAAAAUCACAAUGGUUUGCAGAAAAUAUCGACAAACAGGAUUUCACAUUUAUUGAAGACACACAAAUGUCUCAGAAGAUUCAACAUGUGGAUGCAGUUGAUGCUAAGAAGCCGAGCCAAACCAAGUGGUCUAAUGAGUAUCCAGAAAAUAAAGCAAAUGAGAAGACAAGGCAGCCUCUUGUAAAAAGCAAGACUAACAAACAGAAAUUAGAACCAUCUCUGAAAUGGAAGACUCUUAGCCCUAAUGGUCACCAUGCGUAUGAAAAUAGUGAAGAAAAUACAAACGAGAAAAAGGAGCAGGAUGAGAAACAAGGCAAACCCACAAGUGCAGACAGUAAGAGAAGAUCUAACGCUCUUAACUCUGCUUUAAGACGGUCCUCGGCUUUAAAAAGUAAAACUCCUGGAACAAGGUCUGAUGAAUUUAGUGAAAGUUCAACAGAGAGUGAAGAAGAUGAAGAACAGCCAGAUCGGCGCCAGGAAGGUAUCACUGAUCUUCCUUCUGAGUACUGGCAAAUUCAGAAGCUAGUCAAAUAUUUAAAGGGUGGAAACCAAACGGCUACAGUGAUUGCCUUAUGCUCAAUGAGGGAUUUUAAUCUCUCUCAAGAGACAUGUCAACUGGCUAUUAGAGAUGUCGGAGGACUUGAGGUUCUAAUUAACUUGCUCGAUACAGAGGAAAUUAAGUGUAAGAUUGGCUCUUUAAAGAUUCUAAAGGAUAUUAGCCACAACUCACAAAUCCGAAGAGCCAUUGCUGAACUUGGGGGUCUACAAACUAUGGUUAAAAUACUUGAUUCUCAAGACAAAGACUUAAAACGUCUUGCAGCAGAAACCAUUGCAAACGUUGCAAAGUUUAGACGUGCUCGAAGGACUGUUAGACAGUAUGGCGGCAUCAAGAGAUUGGUUGGAUUAUUGGACUGUGUUCCUAUGCGAUCAUCCAACCUCACUCAAGAGCAGGAGAAGGACAUUGAUGUAGCAAGAUGUGGAGCUUUGGCUCUUUGGAGCUGUAGUAAAAGCACAAAGAAUAAAGACGCAAUCCGCAAAGCUGGAGGGAUUCCACUAUUAGCGCGAUUGCUCAAAUCGCCUCAUUCAAAUAUGCUAAUACCAGUGGUUGGGACUCUACAGGAAUGUGCAUCAGAGCCAAGUUACAGACUUGCAAUUAAAACUGAGAAGAUGAUUGAGGAUCUUGUGAAAAAUCUUAGCAGUGAAAACCAAGAGCUACAAAUGCAUUGUGCUAGUGCAAUUUUUAAGUGUGCAGAAGAUGAAGAAACACGCAGUCUAGUUCGCCAAUAUGGAGGUCUUCAGCCACUUGCCACACUUCUUGGCCAAUUUGACAAUAAGGAGCUAUUAGCGGCAGUGACAGGAGCCAUCUGGAAAUGCUCCAUCAGUCGGGAUAAUGUGACAAAGUUUCAAGAGUAUAAAGUGAUAGAAACUCUGGUAGCUUUGCUGACAGAUCAGCCCGAGGAAGUCCUUGUUAAUGUUGUUGGAGCCUUAGGAGAAUGUGGCCAAGAACCAACUAAUCGAGCGAUCAUCCGAAAAAGUGGCGGAAUCAAUCCCCUUGUAAACUUGCUUUCUGGAACAAACCAAGCACUUCUUGUGAAUGUUACAAAAGCUGUAGGAGCUUGUGCUUCAGAACCUGAGAAUAUGGCGAUAAUUGACCGCUUAGAUGGAGUUCGUUUACUGUGGUCUUUGCUUAAAAAUCCACAUCCAGAUGUUCAAGCAAGUGCAGCAUGGGCCAUCUGUCCCUGUAUCGAAAAUGCAAAGGAUGCAGGAGAAAUGGUCCGGUCUUUUGUAGGAGGUUUGGAACUUAUAGUUAAUUUACUAAAGUCAGAAAACAAAGAAGUCCUUGCAAGUGUUUGUGCAGCCAUCACAAAUAUUGCUAAAGAUGAAGAAAAUCUGGCAGUUAUAACCGACCAUGGGGUAGUUCCUAUGCUGUCUGCACUAGCAAAUACGACUGAUGAUAAAUUGAGGCGUCAUUUAGCUGAAGCAAUUUCACGCUGUUGCAUGUGGGGAAACAACAGAGUGGCUUUUGGGAAAGCUAAUGCAGUGGCCCCUUUGGUGCGGUAUCUGAAAUCAAAUGAUCCCUUAGUUCAUCGUGCUACUGCUCAAGCCUUGUACCAGCUUUCUGAAGAUGCUAACAACUGCAUAACAAUGCAUGAAAACGGGGUUGUGAAGCUGUUGAUAGACUUGGUUGGCUCAACUGAUGAGGUUCUCCAGGACGCUGCUGCUGGUUGCAUUGCUAAUAUUCGUCGACUAGCAUUGGCUAAUGAAAAAGCAAGAUACGGCUGAAUUUGAUUACUUUUUUUCAUUUGACAUCCUACUUUAGAACACAUGAUGAUUUUCUGUUCAAAAUCUAUUUAACACGGAACACACCAUUAAUGAAAAAAAUAUUAAUAUUUAUAAAC